This is a messenger RNA of Bursaphelenchus xylophilus (pine wood nematode), 696 nucleotides long. NCBI's taxonomy places the organism in Eukaryota, Metazoa, Nematoda, Chromadorea, Rhabditida, Aphelenchoididae. The record is from the annotation of a GenBank genome assembly.
AUGCAAGUAGUGCCUAUGGGAACAAUGGACCAUACCACAACUUCCACCAAGACCACCAACGCGCAAGUUGUGAAGAUGGUGCAAUUAGAAGGUAAAACAAGGUUGCCGCAGCGAAUUCAAGAGGCGGUGGUGGAUAUUGGUGCCUUGAUGAUGUCUGCUCAACAGAGUGGUCCUAAUGGCGAGGUAAUUUUAUUUAGUUUUUUCGAAUUUUAGGUGAUCUGGUGUUGUACUAGAUGGAUUGGUGAACUUCAUCAGAGAAAAUGACUUGAAUGUUCUUAAUUUCUGAUGCUUAAGCUGCGUUAUGCUUUUUCGCAACUUUUAGUUUAGAAUUUGUCGUUUUAGACUACCACGUUGCACCAAGCCAUCAGAUCUACGGCUGGCACCGAGUCUGUCUUGAAUAAUACUGCAUACAGCUUGAAGAGACUUGAAACAGCGGUUGAAAAAGCUUCUCAUCGGUGAGAUAUUUUUUGUUCUUUGUGUAUUACUCGUUUACUUACCAAAUUCUCAUAAAAUUUCACGUUUUUCGACCUUAUACUUGGCGAAAAAUCCCAGUUUUUUGCCAAUUUCUGAAUUCAUUUUAUUCGAAUUACCGAAGUUAAAAGUAUUCGAGUAUAAUCAAAUUUAUUUCUCACCAAAACGAAUGCAUUUGAACUGACAGAGUAUGAUUUCAGGAAUGCGCUGAUCGAGAGAAGGUGA